Hippopotamus amphibius kiboko is the source of this 927-nucleotide messenger RNA. Its product is annotated as olfactory receptor 4C6-like. Gene Ontology annotation, molecular function: G protein-coupled receptor activity; olfactory receptor activity. Gene Ontology annotation, biological process: G protein-coupled receptor signaling pathway. The record is from RefSeq and is a predicted model, not a curated record. Lineage: Eukaryota; Metazoa; Chordata; Mammalia; Artiodactyla; Hippopotamidae. Gene Ontology annotation, cellular component: membrane.
AUGGGAAGUCAAAGCAAUGUGACAGAAUUCAUUCUCUUGGGCAUUAUGAGGAAUCUGGAGCUGCAGAAAAUACGCUCCGCUGUAUUUCUAAUUAUGCAUGUGUCCACCGUUUUGGGAAACCUCCUCAUUGUGGUAACCAUGGUUACACGUCAGAGUCUAAUAUCACCUAUGUAUUUUUUCCUUACAUCCUUGUCUCUUUUGGAUGUCACUUUCUCUUCUGUCAUUGCCCCCAAGAUGAUUGUGGACUCCCUCUCUGAGAGCACUACCAUCUCCCUUAAAUGUUCUAUGGCCCAGCUCUUCACUGAGCACUUCUUUGGUGGUGUGGGUAUCAUCCUUCUCACUGUGAUGGCCUAUGACCACUACAUGGCCAUCUGUAAGCCCCUGCACUACCUGACCAUCAUGAGGCCUCAGGUGUGCUACCUGUUGCUGGGAGGGGCCUGGGUUGGGGGAUUUAUCCAUGCAAUAGUUCAGCUUCUCUUCAUGUAUCAAAUACCCUUCUGUGGUCCCAAUAUCAUAGACCACUUUCUAUGCGAUUUGUUUCCACUGUUGAAAUUGGCCUGCAUGGACACCUGCAUCCUGGGCCUCUUAGUCAUCCUCAACAGGGUGAUGUGUGUGGCCAUCUUCCUUAUCCUCAUCACCUCCUAUGUGGUCAUCCUUUGCUCCCUGAAGUCCUGCAGCUCUGAAGGGCGGCAUAAAGCCCUCUCUACCUGUGGCUCCCACCUCACGGUAGUCAUCAUGUUCUUUGUGCUUUGUAAUUUUUUGUAUGUCAGUCCUGUGGCCACCUACCCCAUAGACAAGGCAAUGGCUGUGUCGGAUUCUAUCAUCACACCCAUGUUAAAUCCCUGGAUCUACACCCUGAGGAACACAGAAGUGAAAAAUGCCAUGAGAAAACUGUGGAUGAAACAAGCGAAUUUGGUUGGCAAGUGA